Messenger RNA from Saccostrea echinata, 433 nucleotides. RefSeq names its product NADH dehydrogenase [ubiquinone] flavoprotein 3, mitochondrial-like. NCBI's taxonomy places the organism in Eukaryota, Metazoa, Mollusca, Bivalvia, Ostreida, Ostreidae. The coding region runs from base 44 to 346 and encodes 100 amino acids. Gene Ontology annotation, cellular component: mitochondrion. Gene Ontology annotation, biological process: mitochondrial ATP synthesis coupled electron transport. The transcript is spliced from 3 exons. The record is from RefSeq and is a predicted model, not a curated record.
AAUCCAAAUUACUUCAACAACAAACCCGAUUUUUCCUUGAAAAAUGAUCUCUUUACAUCGACAAAUCCUUUUCAAAAUAAAGUUAAACAAACCUGUUUCGACCAGUCUGAUUCAACGUUUAUCUGGUCAGAGUGGCAGCCCAGAUGGACAGUCCACCAACGCACCACCCCCACAAUCACCACCCCCUGCUGCAGAACCCAAGGCUGAUUCAGACAACACCACAUAUAAAGUAAAAGAAUAUUACGGAUACAAUGCCUAUUCAUUUUACGACAUUGACAAGGAUAUGUCGAAAUUCAGGAACCCACAGCCGUCAAAAUACGCCUCACCGGAGCCUGCUAAACAAUAGACUAACAAGUAUAGGAUGGUGGAAAAUCGGUUUUUUAGUUAUGAUUGUAUGUUAUGAAGAUUUGAAAAUAAAUUAAUUCAAACUCAA